Molecule: messenger RNA, 724 nt
Organism: Drosophila santomea
Lineage: Eukaryota; Metazoa; Arthropoda; Insecta; Diptera; Drosophilidae
Gene: Arf102F
Product: ADP-ribosylation factor 2
Exons: 4
Coding region: 94-636 (180 amino acids)
Biological process (GO): vesicle-mediated transport; intracellular protein transport
Cellular component (GO): cytoplasm; plasma membrane
Molecular function (GO): GTPase activity; GTP binding
Source: RefSeq, a predicted model, not a curated record
AGUGCAGCAUUACUAAUCGAAUGACUAGUUUACACGUCAAUUUACUGAAGACAAAUUCUGCCCUACACGAAAUAAAGUAUUUUUUUAUUAAACAUGGGAUUAACCAUAUCUAGUCUUUUGACACGUUUGUUUGGAAAGAAACAAAUGCGUAUUCUUAUGGUUGGUUUAGAUGCUGCGGGAAAAACGACUAUUCUAUACAAAUUAAAACUGGGUGAAAUUGUAACCACCAUACCAACCAUAGGCUUCAAUGUUGAAACUGUGGAAUAUAAAAAUAUAUGUUUCACCGUUUGGGAUGUUGGUGGCCAAGACAAAAUUCGUCCCCUGUGGAGGCACUAUUUCCAAAAUACACAGGGUCUAAUAUUUGUAGUGGAUUCCAACGAUCGUGAUCGUAUAACUGAAGCUGAAAGAGAACUACAGAACAUGCUCCAGGAGGAUGAGCUUAGGGAUGCAGUACUUUUAAUUUUUGCUAACAAACAGGACCUACCAAAUGCAAUGACAGCUGCCGAGCUUACGGACAAGUUACGCCUUAACCAAUUAAGGAAUCGCCACUGGUUCAUUCAAUCUACAUGUGCUACCCAAGGUCACGGACUAUAUGAAGGACUUGAUUGGCUAUCUGCGGAACUGGCUAAGAAAUAAAAAUAUUACUUAUAUUGUAAGAUAGGAAUUAGUAUUCCUAUGCUAAAAAGUAGGCUCUAAAUAAACUUGUAUAUGUAUAUAAAAUCGA